Messenger RNA from Nannospalax galili (Upper Galilee mountains blind mole rat), 2724 nucleotides. RefSeq names its product A-Raf proto-oncogene, serine/threonine kinase (gene Araf). Gene Ontology annotation, biological process: protein phosphorylation; signal transduction. Gene Ontology annotation, cellular component: cytosol; mitochondrion. The transcript is spliced from 18 exons. Gene Ontology annotation, molecular function: ATP binding; protein kinase activity. The record is from RefSeq and is a predicted model, not a curated record. Lineage: Eukaryota; Metazoa; Chordata; Mammalia; Rodentia; Spalacidae. Bases 454 to 2265 code for a protein of 603 amino acids.
AAGAGGGCAUUGGAUCCCCUGGAAUUAGAGUUUCAGAUAUCGAGCCACCAUGUGGAUGCUGGAAACUGAUCCGUGUCUUCUGCAAAAGCAGCAAGUGCUCCUAACUGCUGAGCCAUCUCUGCUGCCCUUUCUGAAGUGAACAGCAUGACAAAGCCAUUUGGUGAACAGUCCUCCUCCGCCAGGUGCUCUUGCCAUGAGGCACUGUGCUGCCACAGGACAAAAGCAACAGAGACAAGCAAACAUGGACCAGGCGUGAUCAUCCUCCAAUAAGAAUAGAGUGCCGAGUCCCGUAGAGCCAAUAGCGAAAACCCGAGGGGCAGUGGAGGCGGACUGUGCAAGGAAACAAGAAGACAAGCCCAAGAUGGAGGUGGUGGCGGUGGUAGCGGCGUGACAGGAGCCCCAUGGCACCUUCCCAGCCCCACCUCAGCCCAUCUUGACAAAGUCUUAGGCUCCAUGGAGCCACCGAGAGGUUCCCCUGCUAAUGGGGCUGAGCCAUCCCGGGCAGUGGGCACUGUUAAGGUGUACCUGCCUAACAAGCAACGCACAGUGGUGACUGUCCGGGAUGGCAUGAGUGUCUAUGACUCUCUGGACAAGGCCCUCAAGGUACGGGGCCUCAAUCAGGACUGCUGUGUGGUCUACAGACUCAUCAAAGGGCGAAAGACAGUCACUGCCUGGGACACAGCCAUUGCCCCCCUAGAUGGUGAAGAGCUCAUUGUGGAAGUCCUAGAAGAUGUACCACUGACCAUGCAUAAUUUUGUACGGAAGACAUUCUUCAGCUUGGCUUUCUGUGACUUCUGCCUUAAGUUUCUGUUCCAUGGCUUUCGCUGCCAAACCUGUGGCUACAAGUUCCACCAGCAUUGUUCCUCCAAGGUCCCCACAGUCUGUGUGGACAUGAGUACCAACCGCCAACAGUUCUACCAAAGCAUCCAGGAUUUGUCUGGAGGCUCCAGGCAACAGGAGGCUCCCUCAAACCGCUCUGAGCCACUAACCCCCCAGGGUCCCAGCCCCUGCACCCAGCACUGUGACCCGGAGCACUUCUCUUUCCCUGUUCCGGCCAAUGCCCCCCUGCAGCGCAUCCGCUCCACAUCCACUCCUAACGUCCACAUGGUCAGCACCACAGCUCCCAUGGACUCUAACCUCCUGCAGAUCACGGCUCAGAGCUUCAGCAGUGAUGCUGCUGGUAGAGGUGGUAGUGAUGGAGCCUCCCGGGGGAGCCCCAGCCCAGCCAGUGUGUCCUCAGGGAGGAAGUCCCCACAUUCCAAGUCACCUUCAGAGCAGCGGGAACGAAAGUCCUUGGCAGAUGAAAAGAAGAAAGUGAAGAACCUGGGGUACCGGGACUCAGGCUAUUACUGGGAGGUGCCACCUAGUGAGGUACAGCUCUUGAAGAGGAUCGGGACAGGCUCGUUUGGCACUGUGUUUCGGGGGCGGUGGCAUGGUGAUGUGGCUGUGAAGGUGCUCAAGGUGGCCCAACCUACUGCUGAGCAGGCCCAGGCCUUCAAGAAUGAGAUGCAGGUGCUCAGGAAGACACGACAUGUCAACAUCUUGCUGUUCAUGGGCUUUAUGACUCGGCCAGGGUUUGCCAUCAUCACACAGUGGUGUGAGGGCUCCAGCCUCUACCACCAUCUGCAUGUAGCUGACACACGUUUUGACAUGGUCCAGCUCAUCGACGUGGCCCGGCAGACUGCCCAGGGCAUGGACUACCUCCAUGCCAAGAACAUCAUCCACCGAGACCUCAAGUCCAACAACAUCUUCCUGCAUGAGGGGCUUACAGUGAAGAUUGGUGACUUCGGCCUGGCCACAGUGAAGACGAGGUGGAGUGGGGCUCAGCCCUUGGAGCAGCCCUCGGGCUCUGUGCUAUGGAUGGCAGCUGAGGUGAUCCGGAUGCAGGACCCAAACCCCUACAGCUUUCAGUCGGACGUCUAUGCCUAUGGGGUUGUGCUGUACGAGCUCAUGACCGGUUCACUGCCUUAUAGCCACAUUGGCAGCCGUGACCAGAUUAUCUUUAUGGUGGGCCGUGGCUACCUGUCUCCUGACCUCAGCAAAAUCUCCAGUAACUGCCCUAAGGCCAUGCGCCGCCUGCUUUCUGACUGCCUCAAAUUCCAGCGGGAGGAGCGGCCACUCUUUCCCCAGAUCCUGGCCACAAUUGAGCUGCUGCAACGGUCACUUCCCAAGAUUGAGCGGAGUGCAUCGGAACCCUCCUUGCACCGAACCCAGGCUGAUGAAUUACCUGCCUGCCUUCUCAGCGCAGCGCGCCUUGUACCUUAGGCCCCACCCCCAGCCACCUGGGAGCCUAGUUCAGCCUGUCAUGCCAAGGAGUUCUCUUUGCCCAACAGCCAAUCAAUGUUCUGUCUCUACCUUGAUACUGCCUCAGGAUCCCCAAUCCCCGACCCUGGAAGAUAUGAGGGUCCCUUUGUAUUUUUCCAGUUACCUUGGAAUUCAGGGACCCCCCCCCCAAUACUGAGAACCCCUGCUUUCAUAAUUUGGUUUCCUCUUGACUUUGAUGAUACUUCUGAUUUGGAGAGCUCUUCCAUCUCCAAUGGCUGGGAUUUGUGGCAGGGAUUCCACUCAGAAACUUUCGGGAAUUUGUGCAUGAUGUGCCUUCACUGGAUUUGGGGUCUCCAGCACCCCAUGUGGAUUUGGGGGGUUCCCUUUGUGUCCCCCACUAUCCAAGGACUCUCCUCUUUACCAAGAAGCACAGAAUUCUGCUGGGCCUUUGCUUAUUUA